This is a messenger RNA of Panthera uncia (snow leopard), 1150 nucleotides long. RefSeq names its product olfactory receptor 18-like. Gene Ontology annotation, cellular component: membrane. The coding region runs from base 47 to 1150 and encodes 367 amino acids. Gene Ontology annotation, biological process: G protein-coupled receptor signaling pathway. The record is from RefSeq and is a predicted model, not a curated record. Gene Ontology annotation, molecular function: olfactory receptor activity; G protein-coupled receptor activity. Lineage: Eukaryota; Metazoa; Chordata; Mammalia; Carnivora; Felidae. The transcript is spliced from 2 exons.
AGGUGAAUGGAGCAAAAGACAAUGAGAAAAGAGGUGUAGGAAGAAUAUGUUGUCACAACUGAGAAAUGUUGCUAAAUUUCCCUCAAGUGUGAAUACUUUAUUUGUGAAUUGCAUGCAUCCAAAGCAUAGCCACACUGAUGGAUUCCUGUAUACUUGUUUCUGUUAUGUAAACUCUCAUUUAUUUUCCAAAAGCUGUCUCUGCUCUGUGGAACCAGAUAAUCUAACAGAUGUGUUGGAGUUCCUCCUCCUGGGGUUCUCAGAUGAUCCAGAACGUCAGCCUCUAACCUUCAGCCUGUUCCUGUCCAUGUAUGUGGUCACCAUGCUAGGGAAUCUGCUCAUCAUCCUGGCUGUCAGCUCUGACUCCCACCUCCACACUCCGAUGUACGUCUUCCUUUCCAUCCUGUCCAUGGCUGACAUCGGUUUCACAUCUACCACAGUCCCGAAGGUGAUUUUGGACAUUCAGACUCAUAACCGAGUGAUCUCCCAUGCGGGCUCUCUGAUUCAGUUGUCUUUUUUUUAUCUUUUUGGCUGUUUGGACAGUGCGCCCCUGGACAGUGUACUCUUAACUGUGAUGGCCUAUGAUCGGUUUGUAGCUAUUUGCUAUCCUCUGUACUACCCAGUCAUCAUGAACCCCCGCCUCUGUCGCCUGCUGAUUCUGGUGUCUUUUUUGAUCAGCCUUCUGGACUCUCAGCUGCAAUGCCUCAUUGUGUCACAACUUACCUUCUGCACAAACGUGGAAAUUCCCCAUUUCUUCUGUGACCCUCCUCAACUCCUCAAGCUUUCCUGUAAUGAUACUUCCACCAAUGAAAUAUUCAUGUAUUUUAUUGGUGGCAUCUUUGCUGGUAUUCCAGUCUCAGGGAUCCUUUUCUCUUAUACACGAAUUCUUUCCUCCGUUCUGAGAGUCGUGUCAACAGGUGGGAAGUACAAAGCCUUGUCCACCUGUGGCUCUCACCUGUCGGUUGUUUGCUUAUUUUAUGGAACAGGUCUUGGGGUGUACCUGGGAUCGACUGUCUCACAUUCUCCCAGGAAGGAUGCAGUGGCCUCCGUGAUGUAUGCUGUGGUUGCUCCCAUGCUGAAUCCCUUCAUCUACAGCCUCAGGAACAGGGACAUCAAGAGGGCCUUGCAGAGGCUCCUUAACAGAACAGCCUAG